UCCUGUGGUCCAUAGACUGAGUCAGUCUUAAGUAAGUCGGUCAGGGGGGACGUCUAAGUGGUGAGGAGCGGAACCGUCACUUUGGUUGUGCGUCUGUCACCAUGGUAGACACGCGUACAAGAACGAGCACCUCCCCUUAUACGGCAGAGCAGGAUGCGAAGGCCGCCGCCAUCCUGAAAGAGAGAAGAGAGAAGGAGGAGGCCAAGAAGAAGGCCUUGAUAGAAGAACAGGCGGCGAAGUUGAAGAAGAUUUAGGAGGAGAUGGCCAAAGAAAAAGAGAGGUUAAAGAAAGAAGAAGCAGAGAAGCUCAAGGCAGUAGAAGAGGAGGAAGAGGUAGAAGAACCACCGCUGGAAAGGCGAAGGACAGGAGGGAGAGGGGAAUCCAGUGGAACAAAGGAAGAUCGGAUGGAGAAAAAGAUUACGAAGUGGGUUGCUGGUUUAUCCCUGGGAGAAUAAGAGGAGGCACUAAUGUAUGUGCCCAGGGAAGAACAAGAGGCGGCCAUGAGAGAGUGGGAUACAGAAGAAGACCCACUCAAGCGGCAGGCUAUAGAAGAUGAGAAGAGGAUGGAGUGGAAGUUCCGACUGACGAGGGAGAAGAAAAGGAGAAUGGAGGCGGCGAGCCGGGCAGCGAAAGAAUUGGAGGAGGUAAAGAAGCAAAGAGCGCAGAUGGCGACGCAAGUGGACUUACUGGGGAAGAUGGAGAUCAUGGCGAGAAACAUAGAGCGUCUGGCCCAGGUCCGGGAAGAACAAUAUAUGUUUGGUAGAGGUCAGAACAUUGCCUUGCGCUCUAUACGGCUGGGACUCAGGGACUUUGCAAGGGAAUUAGCGACGCCGGUGGGCUCACAGGUGAAGGCCCGCCUAGAGGGCACGGAGCGUUAUUGCACGGGUGCCAUAGAAGGCGCCAGACUGACUGCUCCCAAGGAGGAGGAAGCACGUCCCCGAAGGGAGCCUGUCAAGGUCAAGUUCCCUGACUCCUAUAGCGGGAAGAAAGAGGACAAUUUUGACAAUUGGGAAGCCAAUGUCAAAACCUACGUACAUCUGCAGAAGGUCUUCCCGGACGAGCAUGUCCUUAUAGUCGUCCAUGCCCUCCGAGACGAAGCAGCAAGCUUCGCCCGUUCCUUGUGCCGCGCCGCCAACUGUAAUGAUGGUUUACUCGCUUGUUCUGCGCUCACUCCCCUCACUGACUUCCUUAAGUUAUUGCGCGAACGAUUCCUAGACGUCUCACGCAGUGUUAAAGCCUCUGAUAGAUUGCAAACCAUCCACUCUUGUCAGUGGAAGAGUGCGAGAGCACUCAAGGGGGUGAUGGACGAGCUAAUCGUCGUCCCGGACCAUGGGGUCACUGAGACCCAACUGGUCAACCUCUUCUAUCGCGCAAUGCCCGAACAGUUGCGCGGGCAUUUCUUUGAGAAGAGUCAGCAGCCUACCAUGACCUACGACGCCUUGAGCAGGGAAGUGGUAGCCUUUGAAGCACGGUCCAUGUCAAUCUCCASUUUUUGGCAUAAGGACCUAGACAAGGGCAAAAAGUGGAAAGGUCGCACCAUCUCAGGACAGGUCAAGACCAAGGAUCGCUUGAUCCUUACCUUAGAUGAGGGUGGUGUAGACGAAGUUCCCUACGAGCAGAUUGAGUGGGGGCUUGAGGAAGAGGACAGUAGCGUUAGUCAGGGGAGGACCUACGCUGCUGUUGCGGCUGGAGGGAGGCCGCAAGGAGGAGGUACAAGCCAGGGCCAAGGGGGCCGGGCGUCAAGGGGCCGUUCCCAGAGCGAUCAGGGGGUUGGCGGUAAAGGAGGAAACCACCAAGUGUGGGAGGAAGGGGUCAAGCAAGACGAUGGCAACGGGUAUAGACCCGUAGAGUUCAUGUCUGCUAGGAUGCCUUCAGAGAAGGUAGCGACAUCUACCUACGAGAGGGAACUCUACGCUCUCAGGCAAGCAUUAGAACACUGGAAGCACUACUUGCUUGGGAGGCACUUCAAAGUCUACUCAGACCACGAGACAUUGAGGUGGCUGAAAACGUAGGCCAAGAUGACACCUAAGCUUACUAGGUGGGCCGCAGAGUUAGACCAAUAUGACUUUGAGCUUAAGCCAGUCAAAGGGAAGUAUAACGUAGUUGCGGACGCUCUAAGCAGGAGAGCUGACUACUUUGGAGCAACAGUUCAUUAUCUGGAUAUAGGGAGAGACCUGCAGCAAAAAGCUUGAGAGGCGUAUGCGCAGGGCCCUAUCUAUGGUGACCUCCUCAAGAGAGUAAAGAAGGCCCCAGAGU
This is a messenger RNA of Chara braunii, 2256 nucleotides long. NCBI's taxonomy places the organism in Eukaryota, Viridiplantae, Streptophyta, Charophyceae, Charales, Characeae. The record is from the annotation of a GenBank genome assembly.